ACUUUGAGUGUCGUCUCCCUCCAUUGCUUUGACGCAAAACCCUAACUGAGUAUGUGAGAGAGAAAUGGCUUCCAGAAGCGGAAUGAAGUGUUUUCCGAUAAAAGAUGUUCUUUCAUUACUCAGCCAGAGAGUGUCUGUUGUGGCGGUUAUCCUCGAAUAUUCCUUCCCUAAGACUACGAGAGGCACUGAUUACUGCUGUGUCUUAAGAAUAGUUGAUCAAUCACAUCAUGAAACCGGUAUGGCUGUUAAUCUUUUUUCUCUCACUGCUGAUAAGCUUCCCCAUGUUGCUGAAGCCGGAGAUGUGAUUCACCUUUGUAAUGUUUCGGUAAGAUCGUUUGAUGGGGAAUAUAAUCUCGUUUACAGUAAAGCAUUUUCCUCUUUUGCCUUAUAUCAAGGGAAAGAUAGUGAUGAUCUUGUUCCUUAUCAAGUUUCUUCUAAGUAUCAGCGUACAAAUGAGGACAGAAUAUGCAUACACGAACUUAGAAAAUGGCGGGUCAACUUUCAGCCAAAUGAUGGCAGACAGGAAUUUCGUUUGUUUAAAGAAAUCAAGGAAGGGGAUCACGUGAAUUUGGCAUGCAAGAUACUUCAUUUCGGUGAGGUUGCCAAAGAUGAAUGGUUUAUCUAUGUCUGGGAUGGUACUGAUGCCCCACCAAACACCAUACGUUCAAAGCUAGAAGAUGAAAUGAAUUGUCCACUUCCCUGUUGGGUCCAUAUUGAGGAUAACCUUUGAUGGAAGCAUUGACAAGAGUCAUUUUCACCUUCUAGACAAUGUUAAACUUAAAUGGAUUAAGUUGGUCAAUAUGCGCCUUGAAGUGCAUGCAGGACUAUGGCGUGGUUUUUUUACCCCUUUUACAAAGUUUCGAUACACUCCAGCUGAAGAUAAUCUCAUUUUAACACGCAAAAGGUUAUCUGACGAGCGGAUGUCUCGGAGAUUUGAAAUAAAUUAUUUGGGGUGUGUCCCUGGACCUUCAACUGUGACAGUUGUAACGGUUGAUUGUCAUUGUGCGCCGCAUGUUACUCUGAUGGAAGCCCUCACAAAUAAUCAGGUGACCGCCAAGUUCAAGUGUGUAGUUCGAGUGGUUGCAGCGUUGCCUUGCCAACCUGAAAUGCUCCGCUCUCCUGCUGGGAUAUACAGAAUGCGGUUGACCCUAGAGGAUGCAACAGCUAGAAUUCAUGCCUAUGUUUUUGCCAAGGAUGGGGAGACUCUUUUUGGUGGCUAUCCGGACACGGAUAGUUUGAGCAAGAAGCUAAACAAAUUGCUUGGAGUAACUGAAGGUGGUGCUACCAGUGAUAAGAGAAAUCCGCCAUGGGUUUCUGUUUGUCUUGAAUCAUAUUACCUCAAUAAAGAUGACACCUGGGGAACUAGACAUUUCAGAGUAUCCAGCACCAAAGUAGCGGAAGAAGCAUGAAGUGUUGUUAAGAAUGCUUUUCUCCACUUUUUUUGAGAGACUAUAUGUUGCAGGCUGUACAUUUUGGUGAACUAGAAAAUGCAGUUAUAUUUUGCUAGAGAUAUAGGACUUGCUUUGUAUGCAAGGAAAAAUGGAAAACCUUUGUUUUUUUGGUAAACUUUGAAUGUAAAUGUGUAGAUGAAAUGCAACCCUUCUGGAAUGAACAAUAGUAUAUCAGGGUAUGUAAGGAAAUGCUCAAUGGAACAAAUUUAUAUGAUAUGUGAA
This is a messenger RNA of Arachis duranensis, 1673 nucleotides long. Its product is annotated as protection of telomeres protein 1b. The record is from RefSeq and is a predicted model, not a curated record. Lineage: Eukaryota; Viridiplantae; Streptophyta; Magnoliopsida; Fabales; Fabaceae. Gene Ontology annotation, cellular component: chromosome, telomeric region; nuclear telomere cap complex. Gene Ontology annotation, molecular function: G-rich strand telomeric DNA binding; telomerase inhibitor activity. Gene Ontology annotation, biological process: regulation of telomere maintenance via telomerase; telomere capping.